Monoraphidium neglectum is the source of this 3654-nucleotide messenger RNA. RefSeq lists its product as hypothetical. The transcript has a single exon. Gene Ontology annotation, cellular component: NURF complex. Gene Ontology annotation, molecular function: RNA polymerase II cis-regulatory region sequence-specific DNA binding. The coding region runs from base 1 to 3654 and encodes 1217 amino acids. Gene Ontology annotation, biological process: regulation of transcription by RNA polymerase II. Lineage: Eukaryota; Viridiplantae; Chlorophyta; Chlorophyceae; Sphaeropleales; Selenastraceae. The record is from RefSeq and is a predicted model, not a curated record.
AUGGCGCGGCUGUUUCGCAAGCCGAAAGAUGGCGCAGGGGCCCAGCAGAAGGCUGCCGCCGUGCACGUCAGCGGGCACCCCACCAUCUUGAAGCUUUUGGAAGAGUACACGGGACAAGAUGACGAUCAGGGCUGUGACAACGGGGACAAAAGCCUGGCCGCGCCACUCCGGGCCCCUUCGUCGCCGGGGGCGGCCCAGCCCACGCCGCACCAGCAGCCGCCGCCACAGCCGGAGCAGCAGCAGCGGCGGCAGGAGUGGGAGCACGAGCGCGAGCGGGAAUGGCAGCGGGAGCGCGAGCUGGAGUGGGAGCUGGAGCGGGCGCGCGCUCGGGGGGACGCAGAUGAAGCGGCACCAGAUCUCGAGGUGCGGGACACCCUGCAGCCCAGCCCCUGCGUGGCUCCCCAGGGCUUGAGCUCCCCGCGGUCGCAGUCGCCGCAGCAGCAGCAGGACCAGCAGCAGCAGCAGCAGCAGCAGCAGCAGCAGCAGCAGCAGCAGCAGCAGGAGCGGCAACAGCAGCAGCAGCACCACCACCACCACGACCAGCAGCAGCAGCAGCUGUCUGGGCUAGAGGAGGGGGCCCCAGAAGAGCAGCACGCGCCCUCAAGCUUCGUCGCGCCGCCGCCGAGACGGUGCGCCUCGGCCGCGCCCCUCAGCCCCUCCCCGCGGGGCUCGCGCACGCCGACGUCUCAAGGCUCGCGCUCGCCGCAGCCUGCCGGCGCGCUGCCCCGCGGCCUCGUGUUGCACCAGCUGCGCCCCGGGCCGCCCCAACUGCGCCCGGAGCUCGCCGCUGCACGCCGCGCCGCCGGCGGGCGCCGCUCGCCGCGGUCGCCCGUGCAGGAGGAAGCCAGGCAGCAGCUGCUCGAGCUCUGCACGCGCGUCGGCCGCAUGCGGGGCCCGCUGCCCCCGGAGCAGCCCUGCUGGCGGCCGCCGCGGCCGCGCCGCGCGCGCGGCGCCCCCAAGCCGGACCGCGCGCGGCUGCUGGCGCAGCUCGUGCGGCUCGAGGAGGCGCGGCUCGAGUGGGGGCGAGGGCACCGCCCGCCGGCGCUGCCGCCGCUGCCGGCGGCGGACCCCGGUUCUGACAGCUGUGAGUAUGAUGGGGACAGCGUGUUGCAGGAGGGGAACGAGGAGGAGGGGGAGCCGGGCGAUGAGGGGAAGGCGCGGCCGCCGGCCGCGGCCGUCCGCGGCCCCUCCGCGCCGCAGCUGCGCACGCCGCCCCCAGCGGCCCUGUCGAGCCAGCCUUCCCGGGCGCGCCUGCAAGCCGCAGGGGACCGGGAGUCUGAGCGCCCAGCCCGAUUGGCGAGCCUCACCAACAGCGCGCGGCCCGGCGGCCCGGGGCGCCCCCUCGGCCCCCAGCGUGGCGCCAGCUUCCAGGGCCCCGCAGGCCGCCCGCCCACAGCGGCGGCGGCGGUGGCGGCCGCGGCGCAGCAGCUGCCGAGGCGCGCCCAGGGUGGGUCUGUGGCCGGCGCAACCGCGUCGGAGUUGGGGCUUAGCCGCGAGCCCUCUUGGCUGCGCCGGCCGCCGCUUGUGACAGGCGCGACGCGGCGCAGCCAAGCGAUGGUGCAGCGGCUGGAAUCCGAGCGGACACGCCUUGUCAGCAGCAUCUUCAAGCGGCUUGACGGCUGUGACGACGCGUCGUCCAUCGCGAGCGAGCAGCAGACGCCGCGCGCGCUCGUGCGCCUCAGCAGCGGGCGCGGGCGCGGCAGCUUCGGCGCCGGCGCGCCCGUGAGCGAGGAUGGCGGGGGAUUCGGCGCUGGCGGCGUGACGUGGGGCGCUCAUGAGCACCAGCCGGCGCAGGAGCCGGCGCCCGCAGGGCGGGUCAGUCAGUGUUCGGCCCUGGCCUCGGCGGCGCAGCCAGACAGCCCAGAUGCGCCGUCGUCGCGCGCCUGUGCGUGGCACAAGCUGUUCUCGUCAUCAGAAGAGGAAGAGGUGGUGGUCGCUGACGUGUCACGCCACCCCCGCUCGCCAGCCUCGCACAAGACAGUGGCACCGCCUCCCGCUCCGUGGCCGCGGCCCGCCCUGCCCCUACCAGAGCUUCCUCCAUGGCAGCCUCGCGAGCGCCGGUUGCUGCAGCCGGCCGCCCCGCAGCCGGCGCCGCAGCCGCAGGUCUCGUCUGCGCCCGCGUCGCCGGCCGCGCGCCAGGGCUCGCGGCAGAUAUGGGUUCGGGAGCCCCCCUCGUGCGAGGGACCGUGGGAUGCGCCGCCCCUGCAGCGUCCGGGCCCCGGCUCCCGUCGGGUCUCUCUCGAGUCUCAGCGCUCGCAGCGGCCCGCGCCGCUGCCGUGGGUGCCGCAGCCGACCGAGGCUUCAGGGGAGGACGGCGCGUCACUUUCUUCGCCUGUCUCGCGCCAGGGGUCGCUGCCUUGGCAGGUGCCGCUGUCCGAGCGGCUCACGGCGUCGUCGCGGCAGGGGUCGCUCGCGUCGCAGGGGUCCCACCGCGAGCCCCAGCGGCGGGCGGCAAUGCCUUGGGUCGCGCAGCCGCUGUGGGUAUCAGAGGACGUGGUUGCGUCCCCGGGGGCGCCUCCGGCGCGGCCGCAGCCCUCGAGGCAGGGUUCGCCCCGGUCACGGCUGGGCGGCCCGCCGCCCCAGGCCAGCCUCUCGCGCCAGGAUGCGCCGGCGGCCCAGCAUGGCACGCCCCCGCGGCAAGGCGGCGCGCCUUCAGAGCAGGGCAGCCCGCGGUUGCAGGGCGGCGUCGGCCCGCGACAGCAGCCGCAGAGCCUGCCGUGGCCGUCGCCGAUCUCGCACCUGCUGCUAUCGUCAUCGCGAGACGCCUCAUGCGGUUCUCAGGCGGAGGGGGAGGAGGGGCAGCGGCAGCGGCAGCAGGAGUCAGAACAGCAGCAGCAGCAGCAGCAGCAGCAGCAGCAGCAGCAGCAGCAGGAGGAGCAGCAGGAGGAGCAGCAGGAGGAGCAGGCAUCACAGCAGCUGUCACCGCGCUCGUCUGUGACGUCGCAGCCGCGGGCAGGGCCGUCGCCGGAAGGGUCGCUGCUGCGGCAGCGCUCUGCGCUGCGCUUGCCAGCGGGCCAGCCGCGGCCGCUACCGGCGCCGGCGCAGCACCCAGGGCUGCUGCACAGACACUCCCAGCAGCCCUCGCAGCAGCAGCAGCAUCCACUGCUGCACCAAGAGCAUUCUCUGCAGCAGCCUAUGGUGGCCCUGCGGCGCAUCAACGUUCGGCCUUGUUCGCCCGUGCAGCAGCGGCAGCAGCACGCCGCCUCCCCAUGGGGGCCCCUCCGCGCGCGCGCGCCGGCCACCAAGCCGCCCGGCAGCCCCGUCCGCGUGCCCGGCAAGGCAGGCCCCAGCAACGGGGGCGCGCCCGCCGCUGGGCUGGGCCGCGCGGGCGCGGCCGCAGCCGCCGCUGACAGCAGCGCGCUGCCGGGCGCGACGCAGCAGCCUCGGUCCCAAGCGGCCAAGUUGCGUGCCAUGGCCCUGGACACCUGCGUGAUCUGCCUCGAGGCGCCGUCCGAGGUUGUCUUCCUGCACGAGUCGUUUGCCCAUAGGUGCGCCUGCCGCGGCUGCGCGGAGGGCCUGGCGACGGGCGCGCCGUGCCCGCUGUGCGACGCGGCGGCGACGGCGGUGCUGCGGGUCUACUCUGCCGCCUCGAAGGACGCUGUGGCGGCGACGGCGACGGAGGGCCAGGGGCCGGAGGUGGCAGCGAGGGCGUAG